Meloidogyne enterolobii is the source of this 658-nucleotide messenger RNA. The record is from the annotation of a GenBank genome assembly. NCBI's taxonomy places the organism in Eukaryota, Metazoa, Nematoda, Chromadorea, Rhabditida, Meloidogynidae.
AUGGAUUUUACAACAAUUAAUGGUAACAAUAAUAAUUAUCAAAAACAAAUUGAGGAUACUAAUUGGACUGAAAAUGAUUUAAAUAUUGUUGAUGGACAAACAAUUGAUGAUUUAUUUAAACAAGGAAUUGGAUUAACUUAUAAUGAUUUUAAUAUACUUCCUGGAUUUAUUGACUUUGUUGUAACUGAUGUAGAUUUAACAACAAAUUUAACUAAAAUGAUUAAACUUAAUACACCCCUAGUUUCUUCCCCAAUGGACACUGUGACUGAGAGCGAAAUGGCUAUUGCAAUGGCGGACCAAGCAGCGGAAAUCAUUAAAGUUAAAAGAUAUAAACAAGGAUUUAUUUCAAGUCCUCAAUGUAUUCGUGAAACUGACACAAUUUGGGAUUUGAUGGAAAUUAAAAGGAAAUUCGGGUAAUUUUUUGUUUAAUUUUUAGGAUAAUUCUUUUAAAGAUUUACUGGUACUCCAGUUACUUCAACAGGAUAUGUCGGGUCAAAAUUACUUGGAUUGGUUACUUCUAGAGAUAUUGACUUUAUUAGAAGGGAGAAUUAUGCCACUACAAAAAUUGCAGAUGUAAUGGUUCCAAGGGAUCGUUUAAUUGUUGGAGACAAAAACUUGACACUUUUACAGACUUACACAAUUUUGGAAAAGGAAAAGA